Messenger RNA from Gallus gallus (chicken), 1715 nucleotides. RefSeq names its product LSM4 homolog, U6 small nuclear RNA and mRNA degradation associated (gene LSM4). The record is from RefSeq and is a predicted model, not a curated record. The transcript has 5 exons. Gene Ontology annotation, biological process: mRNA splicing, via spliceosome; spliceosomal snRNP assembly; nuclear-transcribed mRNA catabolic process. Bases 57 to 473 code for a protein of 138 amino acids. Gene Ontology annotation, cellular component: U6 snRNP; P-body; spliceosomal tri-snRNP complex. Lineage: Eukaryota; Metazoa; Chordata; Aves; Galliformes; Phasianidae. Gene Ontology annotation, molecular function: U6 snRNA binding.
GGGGGCGGUUUGAGCGGCAGCGCCCGGCGCGGCGGCGGCUCCGCGGUUCCGGCACGAUGCUGCCCCUGUCGUUGCUGAAGACGGCGCAGAACCACCCCAUGCUGGUGGAGCUGAAGAAUGGAGAGACGUACAACGGGCACCUGGUGAGCUGUGACAACUGGAUGAACAUCAACCUGCGGGAGGUCAUCUGCACCUCACGGGAUGGUGACAAGUUCUGGAGAAUGCCGGAGUGUUACAUCCGUGGCAGCACAAUUAAAUACCUUCGGAUCCCCGAUGAAAUAAUUGACAUGGUGAAAGAAGAGGUGGUCUCCAAGGGCAGAGGCCGUGGUGGGAUGCAACAGCAGAAGCAACAGAAAGGCCGUGGUGUUGGAGGUGCUGGACGAGGUGUGUUUGGUGGCCGUGGCCGAGGAAUACCGGGCAGUGGAAGAGGCCAGCAGGAAAAAAAGCCAGGCAGGCAAUCAGCGAAGCAGUGAGGGGCUGCAUGAGCCCCGGCCAGGGACAGUGCCACAGUGCUCCUCAGUUUUAUCACCUCAGGAUUGCCGUGAGUUCAGAAGUGUUCAAUCUCUGCUCCUCCGUCAGCCGAUCCAUGCCCGAAUCAUGCUGUUUGGAAACCCCUCGCUAUUGAAGCUGCUAAAGUGAAGUUCUUGGCUCCUUUUAGCCAACCAGUCUGUAAUUGGACAUGUUUAAAAAGCCAAAGCAAAAGUUAAGGACCCGACUUCAGCCCUCCCGAAUGUGUUGGGAUCGCCAGGUUUAAUUCACAGGGAUCUCCUGCACGCUGUGGGAUCUGAGAUCAGGCUCAGCUGUGUGGCUGGCUGGUUUCUCACUUUGUUUUGUUUUUUUUUAAUACUCGAAACAUUGGCAACGCGUUGCAUUCCUGACAGGCACGGCGUUUUGGUUCAAAAACACUGACCGUGAGGCUAUGGGAUCUGUAGGUCAUGGGGGUGGUUUGGUUGUGUUUGAACAAAACAAGCUUCCAGGCCGCCUCCUUACCCUCUGCUUUGGGCAGUCAGUCCGGCUCUGACCGUGGCUUAAAAGGAGAACCAGCACAGAUUUCACUUUGGGCUUCAAGGGUUGUUUCCAAGAGGGCUUUGUGACGAGUGAGGGUUUCCCAAUUAGUGUAUACCUAAUUUGACUUCAGAGCAGAAGUUCCCUUGAAAGGAAAUGCUUUUCUAUGUUUUCUUCUGAAAGGCUGCAGCGCCCCUCGCUCCUCCGUUUGUUUUCAGGUUGUUUUCUUUUUUUCCUCCUGAAGGCACUUGAGCUGUUAAGGUGAACUGCUUGGUUUCCUUCUCCCCACGUCGAAUGCUCUCUCCCUUGUGCCCAUGACACAGUGUCUGAUUCCUGAGCUACAGCAGCACUUGCCAGGCAUGUUUCUUGUGAUGUGCAGGGAUUGCCUUCGCUGCCAUUAAUUGUCAUUUCGUUUUCUGGGAGCUGCUCAGACCUUCUCCCUCGGGGAGGGAGGGAGUGUUCCCCUCCUGAAGGUCCUUUGGGCCUUCAGCUCAGGCUGCUCUGAGUCCUCCAUCCCACGGGGUGCGGAGAUCCACGAGCAAAACACACCCCGAUAGAAUCACGGCUGAUCCCAAAUGAAAGUCUGUAUGGGGGGGGGGGGGGGGGGGGGGGGGGGCGACAAAGGGGCUCUGGGCCUUGCCUGAACUCUGAGAGUGACUGAAAUAGUUUAAUUUUGAGGUAAAAGCAGAUAUUGUAACUCGUUCUUAAAA